This is a messenger RNA of Symbiodinium pilosum, 1113 nucleotides long. NCBI's taxonomy places the organism in Eukaryota, Dinophyceae, Suessiales, Symbiodiniaceae. The record is from the annotation of a GenBank genome assembly.
AUGAAAGAGGAUAAGGCCGUCCUCACCUACUCCGGCAUCCGGGUCUAUACAUUCGCCUGCCUAGCGCACGAAGCUGUGAUGCCUGAGCACCUGCAGCGACCAACUUUCAUCUGCGCUUUUAACUCAGGUUUGGGAGCAAGCGUGCCAGUGCACAUGAAGCCCUGGAUUCAGACUCUGGUUCAGCUUCUUGCAAGUUCACGGCCUUUGUUGCUGACCUGUUUUGGCGCAUACGAGGCGCGACUGGAAGCAUCGAUACUGAAUGCGAUGCAGGCGCAGUAUGCCCCGCACAAGCAGGGCGGCUUUGGCCAUGUUUUAGAGUCCGACAAGCCGCUCAGCAUCUGCAACGCAAUGUUCACCUGGGUCUUGGGGAGCUCCAUACCUGAGCCACAAUUAAUGACAGAUGUGAGGCACUACGUGGAGAAGCAGUUGGAGGCUUCCCAGCUGCUCUUGUUUCUGAAGGAGUUGAAGAGCCACCUCCGAAUUCUGCAAGAUCCUGAACACUCUGCGCAUGUUGGUUGGGCAGAGAUGUAUGACGGACGCUUUAUCCCGGCCAUCAAGCAGGCGCUUGAGGAAGACGAUGAUGAGAGAGGGGGUAUCCAGCAAAUAGUCCGAUGCACGAUGAAGACCAUCGCCUCGGCUUGCGCCGUACCCACUGCAGCGCGCAUUUUCCUAUACUUUAGUGGCCUCGAUCUCUUGCGGAGCUUCAGAAAUUGGGCCGAGACUGCUCCCUGGACUUCACAUGCGUGGAUGCGUGAAGAGACGCUGGAGUGGGUGAUGGAGGCCGAGCAGCUCCUCGAGGAGGGCAUGCAGGCCUGUAAUUGCCAGAGCCUGGAGCAGAUAUCUGAAGACCAGGAGGUCUGCGCUUUCUCUGCCUCGUUGCAAGUUAGGCUGGAUGGUGGGUGCUCGCUGUUUCAGAAUCCCAGCCUUGCCUCCAGCCCAGUCGCCAAAGUUGCACGUGGCCACGCUCUACAAGCAGACGCACACAAAGGUCUCUGGAUCCGUGUGGCUCAUCAUUCCGGCGCUUGCUGGCUUCAUGGCUACACGGAUGACGGCCACGCCUGCGAUAUCACCUACUGGGAUGUGAAGGCGUGGCAGCCUGAGGUUAAAAGCUGA